Molecule: messenger RNA, 1593 nt
Organism: Fonsecaea multimorphosa CBS 102226
Lineage: Eukaryota; Fungi; Ascomycota; Eurotiomycetes; Chaetothyriales; Herpotrichiellaceae
Exons: 1
Coding region: 1-1593 (530 amino acids)
Biological process (GO): regulation of fungal-type cell wall biogenesis; cell wall biogenesis
Cellular component (GO): mating projection tip
Source: RefSeq, a predicted model, not a curated record
AUGACCUCCAACGACCGCCAUGCCUCCCACGACUCUCCUUACCGAACAGGUCAACAUGUCCCCGUCGGACAGAGUCGACAUGCUCCCCUGACUUCCGUCGCAACCAGUGCCAUUGAGUCGCAGCAAGAUCUCUCCCACACGUACCACGAUGAAUCCAAACGACCCUCAGUCUCCUCAACUCAAUUGGUUCAGUCACCUGCCAGACCAUACUCGCCGGGUAUGCGCUCCAUAUCAUCUCCUAAGCGUGCUGGAACAACCGAGGAAGUGGCCUCUCCUGGUGAGAUUCAAAUGCAGAGCUUUGCCGACGGUGCACCUCCUCCCCCGCCAGUGUCUCAUUCCUGGAAGAAAAUCGACCGCUGGGCUGAGAAGAACUAUCCAGAGCUCUGGGAUCAGCUGGGCGAAGGAUGUACGCAGAAUGACAUUAAUGAGCUGGAGCAUGAGCUGAACAUGUCGUUACCGCAAGACGUCCGCGAGUCCCUCGUCAUUCAUGACGGUCAAGAACGCGGUGGCAGACCAACUGGGAUCAUUUUUGGCUGCAUGCUGCUCGACUGCGAAGAAAUCGUCCAGGAAUGGAAGAACUGGCAGACUGUCAAUGAGGAGUAUCUGAGCGGUGCCCGGAAGCCCUCCUACAGCUCCAAGGGUCUCAGCAACGGCGCUUCCUCGUCAAGUCAGGCCAAUGGCAAUCGCUUCUGGAGGCAAGAAUUGCUGGACAGACAAGAGUCACAACCUCCAAAUGCCAUCCAGAAAGCUUAUGCUCAUCCCAGUUGGAUUGCUUUAGCCCGAGAUUGGGGCGGCAACAAUAUUGCCAUCGAUCUGGCGCCGGGCCCGAUGGGUAAAUGGGGCCAAGUUAUUCUUUUUGGGAGAGACUAUGAUUGUAAAUAUGUCGUCGCGCGAUCGUGGGCACACUUUUUGGCCACAGUGGCAGACGACUUGAGCACCGAGAAAGUCUUUGUCGAAGAGGAAACCGGCGAGCUGAAACUGAAAGAAUUCAAGACAGAGUCUGUCGAACCUGCUUACAUGGAUAUUUUGCGUUGGCGAGCAGAUCAGAAAUAUGGACGGAGAGGACCGAAACGGAGAUCCCAGCCCCCAGGAUUGAACAACAAUUCAGUGGCCCAGAACGGCCGGCACUCUCCCUACAACAGUCCAGUCGUGGGAGAAGAUAGAGGUCGGUCGCCUCACCGUUUUUCGCGAGGAGCUACGGGUAGCCCCAGACAUACAGUCAGCAGUCCCCUUGCACGGGUUCAAGAAGAAAUUGCCCAACCGCAAGCCAUCCGCCCAGGUGGAGAUGUGGUCCGAGACUUUGCUGAAGCUGCAGAAGAUUCUGUUAGCGAAGGCAAGAAACGAGCAGCCCCUGCGCCCAUAGAUUCCCAGGUGGCAACUACCAAGCAAGCUGGAGAUAAACUCGUCGAUGUCUCGACACCUGCGUCGUUGAAGAGCGCAGAUUCGAAGGACUUCCCCGCUACUCGACUCGCCCGAGUCUUGACAGCCGGCAACAACGAACCCCAGGACGACAAACCGAAGGACCCGGAACCCGAAGUCAAGGGCUUGGGUGUUAACGGCAUCGAGGGAGAAAUGAAGACGGUGGCGAUUUGA